CUUCACAGGGAUGUUACCAGCAACCCGUGUUCCUGACAAGAGACAUUGACAAUCUAAUCGGGAUACAACAUGAAACAGCACAGGCCUACAACACUCUAGACAGGCCUAGAGUGAGUCAGGUCAAAGUUCCAUCGAGGCUGAGUCUAAGAGCUGGAAGUGUACGAAUGGGAAAAGGGCAUUAGCCAAACUGAGAAGACCUGAAGAGAGGACUUGGUGGAGGGCGGUCUGCCUCACGAAGCUGUGAGGCCUUACUGAGAGUUGUUUCAACAGUUCUAGAGGUCUUUUAGGGUGAACAAGCAUGAAUCCCAUAUGGAAAGUGUACAAGAGCAAAGUGCUGAAGACCCUGAACCCGGACCAAGAGGAGUACACCGAGGAAGAGGUCAAUAAUGCAGAGAUUGACAUGAGCCCUGUCCAGGAGGAUGAGGGGCCCAAUGCAGUGUCUCAGCUGGCCAAGAGAGUGCAGGGUGCUGGGGCUAAAGGCUGGAACAGGAUGUCAGCUCUCUUCAACAAAGAGGAUGAGCACCAGCUAUUGGAGGAGACUGAGAGCCCGCCUGUCCCAGACCAUCCACUAGCAGUGACGCCUGAGGAGCCGCAGAGACCGGCCAGACCCUCAGGAUUCUGGGGUAGCUUCGCCACCAACUGGAAACAAAUGGCCGCCUCAAAACAGGCUGAAGCCGCAGCAAACGAGACGGGCACGAUGGAGGAGGGUCAGGAGGCUGCAGGAGAGGGAGGUGGUGAGGGAGGAGGGGGGGAGAGUUACCACGGGGAGAACACGGAGGGAGAGCAGAGUCAAGAUGGAGGAGGAGGGAGCAACACCAGCUUCUCCAGAUACGCCAUGCUUGGAGGAGGGAGCGAGAACACGCCCUUCAAGUGGAACUUUGUCACAGGCAAGCUGGCUGAGUUGAAGACCAAGAGCAUGUCUGGCCAGGAAGACUAACAAGCCAGCUGUAAGGGGGUGGGAUGGGGUCUGGGGCAGGGGUUGAGUGGGGUCAGGGGAUGAGCCUAGCCUGGUCCCAGAUCGGUUAAUGCUGUCUUGUAAACAUUGCAUGACAGUGACCGUGGGAGUUGGCAAAGCAGCGUGAACAGAUCUGGGACCAGGCUACUCGUAACCAGUUAUCAUCUUCAUUCUACUUGCUCAGGUGUAGAUUGUACCCACCACACCAACACCAGUAGCAAUUGACUUUUCAGAUCUAAGGGAGUGUAUAGGGAAUAGGGACUAGGGGUCGAUUUGGAAUUGAGCACUCACCUCCCUUUCCAUACCUUCUCCAUAGUGUUGAACUGUACAGCAUUUGAACAAGCGCUGGCACCCAUACAGUAAAUGGCAUUUAGUUCAUGUCAUAAGACUCAUACCUGAAAAUGACACCAACAAACAGGCUGGAUUAGAUCAAUUAACCAACAAAACCAGAUUAAGAGAUUACCGAUUACACACAGAGAUUAUGGCACCAAUUUGGAAAGGGAUUUCAUAGCUGAUGCAAAUUUGCUUUCACUGUAAAAAACCAUUUGACAAUGUACAUAGGAAAUAUCUCAUGUUUUCUUGUGAAGUUAAUUAAGAUGGUGGAAAUAGGAUGUGCAACAUUGGAAUGAUUGGGAUUACAUGGCCCUUUCAGGACAUAACAUUUGGCUAACUGUUUUGGCUGACUGGUAUGUGGAGGUCAUAGUUUGAGUGUCUUGGGAUGAAGGUCAUGAGAGUGGUAACGUGUUCUAUUGCCCCCUACAAAACACAGUUGAAGUGUGACCCUCCCGCAGUCCCUCUGUGACACUUGUCUGUAAGACAGUAACGUGUCCAUAUUGUUAUUUUCUGUCUGUCUAUUUUCAAUACGCUUUUCAAAAGUUUUGUUCUGAUGUGUUGCUACCUCUUGUGCUCUAAUAAACACGGAGAAUAAUU
Messenger RNA from Oncorhynchus kisutch (coho salmon), 1885 nucleotides. RefSeq lists its product as uncharacterized. Gene Ontology annotation, biological process: spermatogenesis. Bases 299 to 937 code for a protein of 212 amino acids. The transcript has 4 exons. The record is from RefSeq and is a predicted model, not a curated record. NCBI's taxonomy places the organism in Eukaryota, Metazoa, Chordata, Actinopteri, Salmoniformes, Salmonidae.